Molecule: messenger RNA, 192 nt
Organism: Cavenderia fasciculata
Lineage: Eukaryota; Evosea; Eumycetozoa; Acytosteliales; Cavenderiaceae
Exons: 4
Coding region: 1-192 (63 amino acids)
Source: RefSeq, a predicted model, not a curated record
AUGAAGCUAGCUUCUACACUUAAUUCUACCAAACGUUCAACAUCAAUCGAAAGAGUAGUCAUCAAACAUACACAUACAUAUUAUAUUUUACCAGUCAGCGGGGGUCAUUGUAAGAAAAGAUAUUUAUAUCAUUAUCAUUAUCAUCCCGACACACGACACGAUGACUACUACUACUACUACGACAAAAACUAG